Messenger RNA from Capra hircus (goat), 936 nucleotides. RefSeq lists its product as uncharacterized. The transcript has 2 exons. NCBI's taxonomy places the organism in Eukaryota, Metazoa, Chordata, Mammalia, Artiodactyla, Bovidae. The record is from RefSeq and is a predicted model, not a curated record. Bases 514 to 936 code for a protein of 140 amino acids.
UACACCGAGCCCCGCCCGUCAUCCAGCCCCCGGCCCCGCCUGCGGGUGUGCGCGCUCCCGCUCCCUCCAGCGUCUCUCUCCGCACCCUCCCGCCUCGUGGUGCUGCCCAGCCGACUGUUUGUUCCUCUGUUUGGAUACAGCUCCAGUCUUCUUAUCUCCUUCUGACCGCUCUUGGGGGCAUGUGUGCGAGUUCUCUUUCUGCUUGUCAGAAAUUUCUUUUCCACUGUGUGGGCAGGAGACAGCUGGCUCCCCCCGCAACUGUCUCCCCUCUCCUUUAUUUAUUUUGUUCUGUUUCUCUCCUUUCCUUCUCCUGCCUCCCCCUUCUCCUUUUUCUCCCCCGACACCUCUUUCUUCCUUUUUCAAUUUCACCAUCUCUCCUGCCCUAUCUCCCCGUGCCCCUUCCCUUACCUUUGUGCCCUUUUAAAAAUAAUCCAGUGAUGUCUCAGGACUAGCACACUCUCCUCAUUCAGCCGGGCGCGGGAUUCUGCGUUAAUUCAAGAGCAAUGUUCUGUGAUGGUGCCCGAGAUGCGUGGACUGAGCCCCUGCCACAGGCUGCCCGAGCCCGCCCUCUGCCCGGCGGCGGGCGGGAGCCCUGAGCCCGAGGCCGCGGGCCGCCGCCGCCGCCACGUCCUGGCCCUGCCCGAGGAGGAGGCAUGGCGGCCCCAGCAGUGCGCCCUGCUCGAGGCCGACGCCUCGGACGAGGCAGGCAUGCUGCCAGCCUCCCCGCGCGCCGCCGGCGGCUUCGACAACUUCUUCCCGGUGCAGGAGGGCGAGGGUCCGGGCUGGGAGGGCGGCUCCAGCCCCUUCCUGCCAGUGAGCCCCGAGGUGAUGAAGCGGCGGCGCGGGGGUCUCAUCGAGCAGCGGGACAUCAUCAAGGCCCACGAGGCGCACAAGAUGCAGAGCACCCCGCAGGCGCGGCGCAAGGAGUGGGAGUGA